This is a messenger RNA of Hypoxylon fragiforme, 3435 nucleotides long. RefSeq lists its product as uncharacterized. Lineage: Eukaryota; Fungi; Ascomycota; Sordariomycetes; Xylariales; Hypoxylaceae. The record is from RefSeq and is a predicted model, not a curated record. Gene Ontology annotation, cellular component: endoplasmic reticulum membrane. Gene Ontology annotation, biological process: phospholipid biosynthetic process. The transcript has a single exon. The coding region runs from base 641 to 2881 and encodes 746 amino acids. Gene Ontology annotation, molecular function: glycerone-phosphate O-acyltransferase activity; glycerol-3-phosphate O-acyltransferase activity.
AGAUUACUUGUCCAUUCGCCCCUCCUUCAAUUCUUUCUCAAGAUUUGAUGUUCUAACCUAGCUCUUUCUCCACGUACAGGUAGGGAUAGGUACCUAGCAUACCUGGCAAGUACAAUACAUACCACCAUAUUCUAGUGGGUCGUAUGUGAGCUGUGGGUUUUGUGGCUGCAUUUUUCUUGCGCCGUACUUGAUUUUUGGCCUGUGAUUGACGAGAUUUUCCUUUCUUCCGUGGCGUGAGUGAGCCUUGAUUUACAAGUUACAACUAUAUUUUCCAUCCUUCUUCAUACUUGAAAGAUGACGCUCAUAUCUGCUUUUAUGCUAGAUUGUUAAUGGCUAUUCUCUCAGCCAACUAGCCAGAGCCUUUUUCUAAAGAGGAAAACUUGCUUCACUGCUUUAUCAUCCGCGCUCUAUCAGCAUCGUCCAUUCGUUUACAGCUCCAUUUCUCUGGAACGUAUCGUGUUGAGAUUUCGCGAAAGACUGCGCGCGACUUGACUACUAGCUCCUUAUUCCCGCCACCAAAACCGACAGUGUGGCAUAUGGAUUAGGUACCAUCACGAAAUCUCCCCUUCGAUCUAUUUUUUCUCCCAGCAUAUCCGAAUAUUCCUAAUUACCAACUACUACAUCCCGCGCUUCCACAGCCAUGGCCGACAGCACUCCUGCCGAGGAGGCACCUCCUUCUACUGUUGCGCAAAAGAAGGACCAUAAAGAGAAAGAACUCUACCCUAUGUCGGCAUGGAAGUACGAUGCCUUCCUGCACACCUUUUCUGUCUUGGUAGACUUGUUCUUCCGGGAGGUCCACCCGAGAGGCGCAUGGCGAGUUCCUCGGACCGGUCCUAUCCUUUUCGUCGCGGCUCCUCAUGCAAAUCAGUUCGUCGAUGGCCUGGUUUUGCAACGAACACUAAAAAACGAGGCACAACGACGCGUCGGGCUUUUGAUCGCCGAAAAAUCUGUUCAUGGGUUUAUUGGAUGGGGAUCCCGACAGACAGGUUCUGUCCCUGUCGGCCGCGCACAAGAUAAAGCAAAACCCGCCUCAGGCGUCAUCUACCUCCCCGAUCCGAUCAACGACCCGACCUUGGUACGAGGUGUGGGUACUGAUUUUGAGAAGGACGCCGAGGUGGGAGGCAUGAUCUUCCUGCCUUCCACAAAAGGACAGUCAGGUAGCUCAAUCGAUAUAUCCAAGAUCAUUGGCCCUGAGGAGGUUCGAAUUAAGCGUCCAUUCAAGGGAAAGGUCCCCCUACAACAGCUUACCGGUCGGGAUGAUAUCGACGAGAAUGGAAACUUUACCAACAAGGAACUAACAGGCCCAAAAGAUGGCUACGAGGGCACAAAGUUUAAGCUCGCUCCUCACAUCGAUCAGACGGAGGUUUACAAAGCUGUUUUCAACCGUCUUAGAACGGGUGGUUGUAUUGGAAUCUUCCCCGAAGGUGGUAGCCAUGAUAGAACGGAAUUGCUGCCCCUGAAGGCUGGUGUUGCUAUUAUGGCACUGGGCACCUUGGCUGAAGAUCCCGAUUGCGGCCUACAGAUUGUUCCCGUUGGGAUGAAUUACUUCCACGCACACAAAUUUCGAUCACGGGCAGUUGUCGAGUUUGGGGCGCCCUUCCAAAUACCGAAUGAUAUAGUGGAAAAGUAUAAGAAUAACCAAAGAAGGGAUGCGAUCGGCCAGACUCUGGACAUGGUUCACCAAGCUCUCAGUGCCGUUACGGUGUCAGCUCCGGAUUACGAUACCUUGAUGUGCAUCCAAGCAGCCAGGAGACUCUACAACACCGGAAAGAAGCUACCUUUGCCAAUGGUGGUUGAACUAAAUAGGAGGCUAGCUGUAGGCUUCUCCAAAUACAAGGACGAUCCGCGUAUCAUUGACCUGAUGGACAAUGUGAAGGAUUAUAACAAACAACUUCACUACCUAAACAUCAAGGAUCACCAGGUUUCCUACGCCAAAAUGACCAUUCCUACCGUCAUCUUCACCCUUCUGUAUCGGAUAAUCAAGAUGCUUGUCCUGUCUAUCGGCGUCAUCCCUGGUCUCGUCCUCUUCGCCCCGGUCUUCAUUGCUACCAAGUAUAUCAGUCAUAAGAAAGCGAAAGAAGCACUGGCAGCUUCUUCAGUCAAGAUUCAAGGCCGAGAUGUUAUGGCUACCUGGAAACUGCUCGUAGCUAUGGCCUUCACCCCGGUGCUGUACAAUCUCUAUUCCGUCCUGUUUUGCAUCAAAGUGUACCAAGACCGUUUGUGGGGCCGCGUACCAGAAUGGGUGCCAUUCUGGCUUUUCUUCUUUGGCGGUUGGGUUGUCUUCCCUGCCAUUACCUUUGCCGCGUUACGAUUUGGUGAAGUUGGCAUGGACAUACUCAAGUCACUCAGGCCACUCGUCCUGUGUCUUAGUCCAACAUCUGGCUAUAGUAUUCAUAAGCUACGGGAGCGGAGAGCAGAACUGUCGGACAAAGUAGUCAAGGUCAUCAACGAUCUCGGUCCCGAUAUGUAUGAGGACUUUGAGCAAGCCCGUCUCGUUUCCGACCCGUUCCGCGCAGAUGGCUUGCUCGACCAAGCUGGACUCCCCAAGACGGAACCGACUCCACCAGAUUCACCUCAUUUGUCGAGGAAGAAUACGACGCGGUCGAGCCAGGCAAUUCCCCGGAACGAAUCUUUCAGCAACAUUGGCUCAGUUGGCAUAUUUGCUACGCGGCCGCCUUCUAGGUCCAGGAGUAGAAGUAGCAGCAGCGGCGGUGGUUUUGGAUCAGGAGGAUUUCCGGUCUCUGGCUUCACAGUACUGGAUACGCAUGAGGGAUUCAACGAAGCCAGCAACAAAAUUAGGGCAGCAAUGCGGCAGAGGGGACAAUUAAGGAGGCGGAAGAGCGGGUUCUCGUCAGACGACGAUGCCAGUGAAGGAGCAUAAAAGUCAAGAGGGUUUUCUUUUGUUAGUUUUGGAUUAGGAGCCGAUCAUAAUUGCACGUAUUUCGACCACAGGCUUUUUCUCGUAAGGAGUUGGAGAUAUAAUGUAAUUGUACCAUAUACCCCGGCUUGUAUACAUGUAGACAGCCGUGACACAAUCUCAUAUUUGUUUGCAUGAGGGGGCGAUAUUCCGCAUAUGACUCAAGCCUGCGUGAGUGUUCUGCCAUGUAGAGCUGCAUGUAGUCCUAUGGAUACAUGGUAUACAUAACCAAAGCUUCCUUCAAUAUGAGGCACUCCUGGAUAGAAAAGACCAAUGGUAUUGAUUCUUGGCAGGGGUUAAAUGUUGAGGAAUCGGUUUACUCGGGUUGUGGCAUGAAUUAUAGGUUUGCCAUCUACAUAAUACAGUGCCAUUACUUUAGUAAGUACGGUAGGCACCUACAUAUUGAAACAGAACACACGAUCUACCUCGGAAAUACGAAGAAAAGGCCGAGUCUUUUCUCCGAGUGGACGUGCCCUUUUCUGCCCGAAUGGAAAUGACCCUGUCAGUUAAGGAAGAUA